AUGGCUGGAGGGGUGAGCAAGGAGGCGCUACGGAGCAUCCUCAUCCAGGCCAUGUGCGCCGCGAAGAGCGUCAGGGUCCAGCUUGACCACCUCCUGCAGCUCCGGCGCCGCUUGCAGCAGCGGAUCCACGCCGCCGCCGACGACGACGACGCGGCCGUGGUCCAGGAGGUCGCCGCCGGCCUAUCCAAGGUCUACUUCAGGGGCCUCGAGUACGCCUCCCGCUACCUCAAGUCCUUGUUCCACAUCGCGGCUGACAACGGCGCCCGCCUCGACCUCGAGCCCGCCUUCUCCGUCAUCCCCGACGAGCAGCUCUACGACGUGCUGCUCGCGCAGCGGCUCGCGUCGCGCCCGACCACCCAGGCCCAGGCCUUCGCCCGCAUCGAGGCCGCCCUGUACGCCGUGAAGCUGCCCCAGGAGCACCACAUCCCGCGCUGCAUCGAGCUCCUCGUCGGCGUCCGGCCGCCGGACCCCCCUCGAGCGGCCGGCAGCGUGGAUCUGGACCACGCGCUCACCUACCUCCACCGCGCGUGCUCCCUCACGAGCCUCGCCAUCAAGCACAUCGACCUCGCCGUCGCCGUCUUCUCCAGUUUCUUCGGCCCCAAGAAGCUCGCCCACAUCGCCGAAACGGCCGAAGAAUUCUGCUUUAUCCCUGAGGCCUGA
Lolium rigidum is the source of this 660-nucleotide messenger RNA. RefSeq lists its product as uncharacterized. NCBI's taxonomy places the organism in Eukaryota, Viridiplantae, Streptophyta, Magnoliopsida, Poales, Poaceae. The coding region runs from base 1 to 660 and encodes 219 amino acids. The transcript is spliced from 2 exons. The record is from RefSeq and is a predicted model, not a curated record.